UGAAUAAUCGUAAGACACAUCGGAAUGUAUGACCCGCCCACAGCAGGCUCUCACAACAUGACGUCUGGUGUAAAUAACAACAAAAGGAACGUGUGCAAAAAAUGAACCAUACAUCAGUUAAACAGUACCAGAUGCCCUCGGUAGAGAGAAAGUGAUACCCAGUCCCAAGACGCUCACAGACAGACAAACGGCAGGAUGUCCAACUUAGAGUACCAGCCGGCGGAGACCCUAACCGUACAGCUCUACCGCCCCGACCCUAGUGUCUCCUGGGGAUUUCGACUCCAGGGCGGGGUAGACUUUAGCACCCCCCUCUCCAUACAAUCGGUGAACCCAGGGAGUGUGGCCGAGCGCAGUGGAUUAUUUGCAGGGGAUGGAAUCCUUUGCAUUAACGAUACCAAUGCUGAUGAUCUCUCACACGAACAGGCCAAAAUGUGUAUCAUCCGGGCAGGGAAUACCAUCACCAUGACAGUUCAAAGAGGUGCAGUCAAAAUUUGGAAACCCAAAGUGACUCCUAUGUCGGACCUUCGACCUGCCCAGAUGAACACCAUCAAAACAGCCACAGGAGAUGAGGUGCAAACUGUCCAGAAAACAUCACUGACUCGUGAAAAUCAACCAGAACCUUUGAACAUUGGUAGCAGCUACAAUAGAUCAGGCAAGCCUUUUGCAGCACAGCGCCAGGUCCAGUCUCCAAAGCAGGCUGUGCCCAAUGUUGUCCAUGCCCAAUUUAACUCGCCCAUUGGUCUGUACUCAGCCAAUAAUAUUGCUGACACAUACGCAGCCCAGACGGCAGGAAUUCAACAACAAAUGCAAGAUUUAGAUGUAACUCAGAGUCCUGUUGGGGCCAAGAUGAGUGGCACCUAUCAACCUCUGGAAGGUGAAGAGACAACUGAUGAUGCUGUGCCUGUUGUGAACUCUGAUGAUGCUGAUGUGACCCCUGUGACCUCUGAUAAUCAACUGUCAUGUGACUCCCAAAAUUCAUCUUCUAACCAACCAGAAUCAACCUCACAAAUUGAUACUAAUUCGCAUGAUGCAAAUGAAUCUAAGCUCAACAAACCCUCAGGGUUCCGGUCAGUGAGGGCUCCUGAUGCUGUGGAUCCAUCCCAGUCCAAACCUGCCCAGGAAAAUAUGCAUUGUGGGGACUGCAACAUGCUUGUCACGGGAGUUUUUGUGAGGGUGAAAGGUGUACCAUAUCACCCACAAUGUUUUAAAUGUACUUCCUGUGGGGUAAACUUGAAGCAAAAAGGCUACUUUGUCGUUGAUGGACGAUUAUACUGUGAAGUACAUGCCAAACAAAUUGCCCAGCCCCCUGGUCCAAACAUGAAGGCUGUUCCUGUGUACCGCUGAAAGAAAUUAGUCCCCCAUGAGUUAACUAUGAUACUGUGUUAGUACCUUCAGUUGAUGAUGAUUGUAUUAUCACACUAACUCAACAUCAGUGUGUUAAUUUAUUAUACAAUAAGGUGGGAUCUAGUUCCAUAUGUAUGAUUUAUAUUUAUGCAUGAUUUUUUAUUGACUUCAACAGAAAUCCAGAGAAUUAUCUGCUCAAAUGUACCUGAACUUUACCAUUAUGGACGAUAUUGGAUAGAAUUCAUGCAUAUGAAACUUUAUCCCUGUAGAGUGUGUGUUGAACCUUGAAUGAAAAUGUAUUUGUGUGUCAUUAUUAUCCCAAUAUAUUUAUACACUAGUGUAUGCCCCUGAGAUUCAGGAUAAACUGAAUAUUUUACAUCUCCCACGGGUUUAUAGUCAAUAGAUCUAAGUCAUUGUUUGUGUUUAUCGGGAGUUUUUUCCUACUGGUCAUGUAAAAUGCACAGCCAUCUUCAUUUUCUUUGACAUUUUAGAACUCUUUUCAACAAUUGUGCAAUCCCUUGAUUCAAUUAAACAAGUUGAAUUAACUAACCAUUCAAUGACUGCUGAAAAUACAAAACAUGUACAUUAAAAUCCCCAAUAUACUAUUGCUUAUUUAUUGUAUAUCCUCAAUGAUUAUGCUAUAUAGUCUUCCAGAAUUUACUUGUAUAUUUACAAAAGCUGCACUCUAUUGUUUGUUUUUUUACCUACAUAUUUUGUGUGUUCUAGUUUAUUAUUUAUAGCAUGAAUUAUACAUACCUUCUAUAGUUUACAUUUACAUGUAGUUGCUGUAGGGUGAGAUAGGAGUCUGCCAGUCUCUUACCAUUGUGUACACUCACUGUUAAAAAGAGCACCUGUUUCUGAAUUACUUCCCCUGAUAAAAAGAUCGUUCUUAGGCCCCUGUUCUAAAAGAGUUGAUUUGGUUGUACUAUUUUUUCAUUAUAAUAACUUUUAGUUCCAUCUAUGAAUCUUGCAUUUGGCUCCCUUGGUUGGAGUAAGACUAUAGCUAAAAUAUGACUAUAGAAAAUGUCUUUUAAGGGGUGGGUUUGGGAAUGGGCAUGCAGAGUUUUGGGCUCAUUAUAUAUUUGGUCAGAUCUAGAUGCAAUAUUUAUUUGAUAGAAAGUGGAAGAUAGGGCAUUACAGUUUCCUUCCACAUUUCUAUAUGACACAAACUUGGUCUUUUAAACUCCAAAUUUGACUCGUCUCAUUCAAUUGGUUGCAUCCUUUAAUGUUGAUAACAGGGUUUUUUAUGAUAUUAUUGUCCUUAAAACUGUUGUGAAUUGUGAUACAUUGUGUUGAGCAUAAUAAGAUUACAAUGAACCUUUAUAUGUGUACUGUGUGGUCAGUUGUUAUUUAAUUAAAAAGUUUAUCACCGCUUUAUUAUUGCAGUUUUUCUGUUAAACAUGUUUAUAAUGAGAUAUGCUUUUAUAUAUUACAGAUGCUUUGAAAUCUGUUCAAUAGAAUAUUUUCAAAAAAAAAAAUUGUUGCUUGUUAUUUAGUACAUAGUAUCAACCCCCCCCC
Magallana angulata is the source of this 2862-nucleotide messenger RNA. Its product is annotated as PDZ and LIM domain protein 3-like. The record is from RefSeq and is a predicted model, not a curated record. The transcript is spliced from 8 exons. Gene Ontology annotation, molecular function: muscle alpha-actinin binding; actin binding. The coding region runs from base 196 to 1344 and encodes 382 amino acids. Gene Ontology annotation, cellular component: adherens junction; stress fiber; filamentous actin. Lineage: Eukaryota; Metazoa; Mollusca; Bivalvia; Ostreida; Ostreidae. Gene Ontology annotation, biological process: heart development; actin cytoskeleton organization; muscle structure development.